GGUGCAGAAUGUUUAUGGCCACCACCACCACACUCUCAGCCGUAACUUUCUCUCUCCUCCUCUCCUUCGUUGCGCAAUGAAUACUGCUUAAUCAAACUCCUGAAUUUUUAACCCACCUUCAAAUUUCACUCCAAAAAAUGGAACAAACAGUGGUACAACUCCACAAUCAAAGCACAUAGGCACAUGUACCAUCUCUUUCACUAUAAAUACCCCUCCUUUCAUUGGAUUUUACUUCCUCUGUCGUUUUCAUUUCAAAUCUUUCCACUUCACACUCCACAGUUAGCCAGAAAAUUUGUAGAUUUUUCUAGGUUUUUUUUUUUUUUUCCUUUUUCUUUUGUUUUUUUUUGUUGAUGUGUUUUUGGAGUGAAAUUCUGGGUUUUUGAGGUAUUUGAGUUUGAUCAAGAAAUGGGUACUGUAGAGAAGAAACAAACAACGGCGGUGGCGAAUGAUCAAACGAUUCGUCAGAUUCUCCUUGUUUCUGCUGGUGCUAGUCACUCUGUUGCUCUUCUCUCUGGAAAUGUGGUUUGCUCUUGGGGAAGAGGAGAGGACGGGCAAUUAGGCCAUGGAGAUCCUGAAGAUCGAUUUGUACCAGUUCAAUUGAGCGCAUUGGAUGAACAUGAGGUUAACUCCAUUACAUGUGGAGCUGACCAUACCCUUGCAUAUUCCGAGCCACGUGUACAAGUCUACAGUUGGGGAUGGGGUGAUUUUGGGAGAUUAGGUCAUGGAAACUCUACCGAUCUGUUCAUUCCCCAUCCAAUCAAGACCUUAGAUAGUGUUAAGAUCAAGCAAAUUGCCUGUGGUGACAGCCACUGUUUGGCAAUCACUAUGGACGGGGAAGUUGCAAGUUGGGGAAGGAACCAAAAUGGCCAGCUUGGUAUUGGCACUGCUGAGGACUCUCUUGUCCCACAAAGGAUUAAAGCCUUCCAGGGAACACCUGUGAAAAUGGUUGCUGCUGGUGCUGAGCAUAGUGCUGCUGUCACAGAAGCUGGUGAUGUGUAUGGCUGGGGAUGGGGCCGAUACGGAAAUUUGGGCUUAGGUGACAGAAAGGAUCGCUUAGUUCCCGAGAAAUCUUCGUCAAUUGAUGGUAUAAAGAUGGUUCAUGUUGCAUGCGGAUGGAGGCAUACAAUAACUGUUACCUCUUCUGGCAGUAUAUACACAUACGGAUGGAGUAAAUAUGGUCAACUUGGGCAUGGGGAUUUUGAAGAUCACUUAACUCCUUGCAAAUUGGAAGCUCUAAGUGGCCAAAUCAUUUCUCAGAUAUCAGGUGGUUGGAGACAUACCAUGGCAGUUACUUCAGAUGGAAAGCUUUAUGGCUGGGGAUGGAAUAAGUUUGGACAGGUGGGUGUGGGGGACAAUGAUGAUCGCUGCUCUCCCGUGCAAGUUUUGUUUCCCAAUGAUCAGAAAGUAGUGCAAAUAUGCUGUGGAUGGAGGCAUACAUUGGCUGUUACUGAGAGGAACAACGUGUUUUCUUGGGGAAGAGGUACUAAUGGACAGCUUGGGCAUGGGGACUCUGUUGAUAGAAACUCUCCAACGCUGAUAGAGGCCUUGAGCGUGGAUGGAUCUGGUGGUCAAAGGAUCGAGUCCUCAAAAGCCGACCCAUCAGCAGGGAAAAAAUUGAUUCCACCAUCAGGAAGAUAUGCUGUCGUCCCUGAUGAAACUGAGCAAGCUUCAGCUACAGGCACGAGAGACAAUGGCGGUGAUGCAAGUGUACCAGAAAAUGACGUCAAAAGGAUACGUAUCGACCCUGGACUUGCUUAGCUUAAGUGCUUAAUUAAGAUAUUAUUAAGGAAUCUUGCAAUAAAUUCAGUUUCUUCUGAGCUUCAUGGGACUAGUCUGCCUGUUUUUUGUAAAUAUUCAUCUGCUAGUCAAGAUAAACUCCAUUUGGGAUAUAUUCCAUCGAUCAACUCCAUUGUUUUGGUACCUAUCAUUGUUUACAUCCCUGUUGCUUUUACGCCGAAUAUUUGACUGUAUAAUUGAGAUCAUGGAAAGAGUUUGCAGAAUUGCAGUUGCUUCUAA
Messenger RNA from Spinacia oleracea (spinach), 2016 nucleotides. RefSeq names its product ultraviolet-B receptor UVR8. The transcript is spliced from 12 exons. The record is from RefSeq and is a predicted model, not a curated record. Lineage: Eukaryota; Viridiplantae; Streptophyta; Magnoliopsida; Caryophyllales; Amaranthaceae. The coding region runs from base 406 to 1758 and encodes 450 amino acids. Gene Ontology annotation, molecular function: guanyl-nucleotide exchange factor activity. Gene Ontology annotation, cellular component: cytoplasm.